CAUACGUGUGACGUAGAGGUGAGAGGUCGGAGCGUCGUCCUGCACACACGGGAGAAUGACAACAUUACGAGCUUUCACGUGCGAUGAUCUGUUUAAAUUCAACAAUAUUAAUCUGGACCCCUUGACAGAAACUUAUGGCAUUCCCUUCUAUCUUCAAUAUUUGGCUCACUGGCCGGAGUAUUUCAUAGUGGCAGAGGCUCCAGGAGGGGAACUGAUGGGCUACAUCAUGGGGAAGGCAGAAGGGUCCGUGGCCAGGGAGGAGUGGCACGGGCACGUCACGGCUCUCUCUGUGGCCCCAGAGUUCAGGCGACUGGGUCUGGCUGCUAAACUCAUGGAGAUGUUAGAGGAGAUCUCAGAAAGGAAGGGCGGAUUCUUUGUGGAUCUCUUUGUUCGGGUUUCCAACCAAGUUGCUGUGAACAUGUACAAACAGCUCGGCUACAGCGUGUACAGAACGGUUAUAGAGUAUUACUCUGCCAGUAACGGUGAACCUGACGAAGAUGCGUAUGAUAUGAGGAAGGCUUUAUCCAGAGACACAGAGAAGAAAUCCAUAAUUCCGCUUCCACAUCCUGUCCGACCAGAAGAUAUCGAAUAACACUAAUAAGUGGCUCUCUGAAACCAUCAACAUCCAACUGGGAAAACCAACGUUUGCUUUUUGUCACAAUAAUGAUCUGAAAUGUCAGAGAGUCACUGCUUUGAAUUGUUGUUUUCUAUUGGGUUAAUAAAGCUGAAACUAAUAGGACAUUGGAAAUGUACUGUAGUUACACGAAAUAAAAAUGUUUAAGGGAAAACUUU
Pimephales promelas (fathead minnow) is the source of this 792-nucleotide messenger RNA. RefSeq names its product N-alpha-acetyltransferase 20, NatB catalytic subunit (gene naa20). Gene Ontology annotation, cellular component: NatB complex. Gene Ontology annotation, biological process: N-terminal peptidyl-methionine acetylation. Lineage: Eukaryota; Metazoa; Chordata; Actinopteri; Cypriniformes; Leuciscidae. Gene Ontology annotation, molecular function: protein-N-terminal amino-acid acetyltransferase activity. The record is from RefSeq and is a predicted model, not a curated record.